AUGGCAAAUUAUAUCCUUUUCCUUGUGUGUGUUUUUGCUAGUCAAGUGAUUGGUGGAUUGAAUACAAAGCUACCACCUCCUUCCUAUGGAAACACAAUAACCAUUCUAAGCAUUGAUGGUGGUGGCAUUAAGGGGAUCAUUCCAUCUGUUGUUCUUGCACGCUUGGAAAAAAUUCUUCAGGUUGUGUCAAAUGAUGAAAAAGCAGCGGUUGCAGAUUAUUUUGAUGUGAUAGCAGGGACUAGCACUGGAGGACUCAUUGCUGCUAUGCUUGCUGCUCCUAACUCAAAUGACCCUUCUCGUCCUGCAUCCACUGCUGCAGAAAUCUUAAAAUUCUAUUUGGAUUUUGGUCCUUCUAUAUUCAACCAAACUUCUGCUAUUGGUUGGAAUCAAACUUCUCCUCGUCCCAAGUAUGAUGGGAAGUUCUUACAUGAUAAAGCACGUGAGAUAUUGCAAGAAUCAAGAUUGCAUGAUACAUUGACCAAUCUCGUAAUUCCAGCUUUCGAUAUCUUGAAAGUCCACCCAGUUAUUUUCUCAAACUUCAAGGUGGAUGAAGUUCCAAGCCUCGAUGCAAAAUUAUCAGAUAUAUCCAUUGGAACUUCAGCCGCACCAACUCUACUGCCACCCUAUCACUUUGAAAAUGAUGGUGCUGAAUUCAAUUUGAUCGAUGGAGGUGUAGCUGCUGGAAAUCCGGCAUUGGUUGCAUUGAGUGAAGUGGCACAACAAUUGAAUGCGAAGAAUCCCGAUUUCAUUCGUGUGAAUUCGAACGAGCCUCUCAAAAUCGUGUUGUUGUCAUUAGGAUGUGGAAGAUUGGUGCCACCAGGUGUUGAGGCUAGAUAUGCAUAUUUCUUAUCAGCUGUUCAGUGGAUACCCCUUGGAGUUUUAGGUCUUGCUACUGCUGCUGCAGACCUAAAUGAAUAUCACCUCGCAUCCGUGUUUCCUGACAUCCCUUCUUCUGAGAAUUACUACCUUCGAGUCGAGGAGUAUAACUUGGAUCCAUCCAUAGGUUUUGAUGAUACUAGCAAAGAAAGCUUGGAAAAACUUGUAAAGGCAGGAGAAGACUUGUUACUACAAACUGUUAAGACUUUGGAUGUAACUUCUUUUGUACCACAUGAAAAGCCAAGUGAGGGUACAAAUGAUGAGGCUCUUAAAAGUCAAGUGAUUGGUGGAUUGAAUACAAAGCUACCACCUCCUUCCUAUGGAAAUACAAUAACCAUUCUAAGCAUUGAUGGUGGUGGCAUUAAGGGGAUCAUUCCUUCUGUUGUUCUUGCACGCUUGGAAAAAAUUCUUCAGGUUGUGUCGAAUGACGAAAAAGCAGCGGUUGCAGAUUAUUUUGAUGUGAUUGCUGGGACUAGCACCGGAGGACUCAUUGCUGCUAUGCUUGCUGCUCCUAACUCAGAUGACCCUUCUCGUCCUGCAUCAACUGCUGCAGAAAUCUUAAAAUUCUAUUUGGAUUUUGGUCCUUCAAUAUUCAACCAAACUUCUGCUAUUGGUUGGAAUCAAACUUCUCCUCGUCCCAAGUAUGGUGGGAAGUUCUUACAUGAUAAAGCACGUGAGAUAUUGCAAGAAUCAAGAUUGCAUGAUACAUUGACCAAUCUUGUAAUUCCAGCUUUCGAUAUCUUGAAAGUCCACCCAGUUAUUUUCUCAAACUUCAAGGUGGAUGAAGUUCCAAGCCUCGAUGCAAAAUUAUCAGAUAUAUCCAUUGGAACUUCAGCCGCACCAACUCUAUUGCCACCCUAUCACUUUGAAAAUGAUGGUGCUGAGUUCAAUUUGAUCGAUGGAGGUGUAGCUGCUGGAAAUCCGGCAUUGGUUGCAUUGAGUGAAGUGGCACAACAAUUGAAUGCGAAGAAUCCUGAUUUUGUUCGUGUUAAUUCGAACCAGCCUCUCAAAAUCGUGUUGUUGUCAUUAGGAUGUGGAAGAUUGGUGCCACCAGGUGUUGAGGCUAGAUAUGCAUAUUUCUUAUCAGCUGUUCAGUGGAUACCCCUUGGAGUUUUAGGUCUUGCUACUGCUGCUGCAGACAUAAAUGAAUAUCACCUCGCAUCCGUGUUCCCUGACAUCCCUUCUUCUGAGAAUUACUACCUUCGAGUCGAGGAGUAUAACUUGGAUCCAUCCAUAGGUUUUGAUGAUACUAGCAAAGAAAGUUUGGAAAAACUUGUAAAGGCAGGAGAGGACUUGUUGGUACAAACUGUUAAGACUUUGAAUGUAACUUCUUUUGUACCACAUGAAAAGCCAAGUGAGGGUACAAAUGAUGAGGCUCUUAAAAGGUUGGCUGAGUUUCUCUACAUUGAGAAGGUGUUGCGUUUGAAAAAGAAAUCGAUGGAAAAACGAGGCCGGCCAUUUGUUGAAUAA
Molecule: messenger RNA, 2346 nt
Organism: Vicia villosa (hairy vetch)
Lineage: Eukaryota; Viridiplantae; Streptophyta; Magnoliopsida; Fabales; Fabaceae
Product: patatin-like protein 6
Exons: 13
Coding region: 1-2346 (781 amino acids)
Biological process (GO): lipid metabolic process
Molecular function (GO): monoacylglycerol lipase activity; glycerophospholipase activity
Source: RefSeq, a predicted model, not a curated record